Molecule: messenger RNA, 1711 nt
Organism: Trematosphaeria pertusa
Lineage: Eukaryota; Fungi; Ascomycota; Dothideomycetes; Pleosporales; Trematosphaeriaceae
Product: 8-amino-7-oxononanoate synthase
Exons: 4
Coding region: 223-1629 (468 amino acids)
Biological process (GO): biosynthetic process
Molecular function (GO): pyridoxal phosphate binding
Source: RefSeq, a predicted model, not a curated record
CCAUGCAGUCACUCACACGGGGACACGCGAAUUGCGCAUCGUCAGCCAUCGUCCUGUCAGCCAGUCUCACAUGCGGUCAGCCACUGAGUAGCAUUUCGCCUCGCAUUGACCUGCCUGCAUAUACGUCUCAGAUUUAGUUCGAACAGGGGCACUUGCACGUCCACGGUGCUGAGCCGCUUGUUUAGCAACCCUCAACUUCACACCGUACUGCCAUCGACCACCAUGGUGUACUACAAGGAGUUCUUCCAGGAAUGGGCGGCCCACCAAGUGCUGCGCCGCCCGUCGAUGAAGCAGAGUGAGCCGGCCUUCUACCGCAGACUAGAGCAGGCUCUGGAUGUCCACCGUGAGAAGGGCGCCCUCAUCAUCCUGAAGCCACGCUGGGACGAUAGCGUCAUCGAUUUCACCUCGAGCGACUUCCUCUCUCUCAGCCGCUCGGGCCGCAUCCGCAAUGCUUUCAUGGAGGAGCUGGGCAGCCUGGGCGACGACUGGCGUCUCAGCGCUUCAGGAUCCCGCACCCAGUACGGCAACUAUGACUAUCUGCGACAGGUCGAAGACGAGAUAGCCGCAUUUCACAACGCUGAGACGGCGUGGGUGUGCCACUCCGGCUUCUUCGCUAACAUCAGUGUGCUGGAGGCCGUGGCGCUGCCGGGCGACGCCAUUGUGUGGGAUGAGCUGUCCCACGCAAGCACCGUCGUUGGCCUCCGAGUCAGUGUGGCCGCCCACAAACUCUCGUUCCAGCACAACAAUCCAGACGCUUUGCGCGAUGUCUUGACCCGUCUCAAGACCGACGACCCCGCUUUUGCGAGGGGGGACAGGUCGGUUCUGAUCUGUGUCGAAUCUGUCUACAGCAUGGAAGGCGACAUAUGCCCGCUCAGAGAGAUGGUGGCGGUCGCUAAAGAGGUGUUUCCCACCGGAAAUGCCCAGUUCAUCAUUGAUGAAGCCCACAGCAAUGGUAUCAUAGGCCCAGAUGGCGCCGGUUUGGUCCAGAUGCUAGGGUUGGAGAAUGAGAUUGCCAUACGAGUCCACAUGUGCAGCAAAGCUUUGGCAUCGACGGGUGGCGUAAUCCUUUGCAACAAGACCGUGCGCGCUACCCUCGCUCACUUCUCCCGAUGCUUGACAUAUAGUGGCGCACCUUCAGUUCCCAUGGUCGCUUCUAUUCGGGCUGCUUAUCAGUUAUUAAGUAGUGGUCAGACAGCAAAGGAGCAAGGCCAGCUUCAAGCCAACGUGAGAUACUUUUUCCAGGCACUGCUGGAACACCCCGACUGGGAAGAGGCCCUGGAUGAAGGUCUCUUAUCUGUUCCGCUCGCCGAAGAGUGGGAGGAACGCUCCGUCCAUUCGCACGUCAUACCCAUCAAAGUACGCCCUAGCCACGAGGCCCAUCUUUUCGGCCAUCUGCUAAUCGCCAACAUCAACGCCUACCCCAUCUCCUAUCCUACUGUCCCUAAAGGAACGGCCCUGAUCAGGCUUGUAUUCCAUGCGCAUAAUACGAGAGAGGAUAUUGAUUACCUGCUCAACACCAUAGGUGCAUGGGCUAUCGAAAUGCUAGUCAUUGAGCGUGGUGAGUCGAAGAAUACGGUUCCCGCGGCUCAGCGUCAAUUCCUGGCCUUGCAGGCGAAUGGGUGGAAGUGAACGCUUCCUUCAUCAGCUCAAUAUAAGACAUCUGUUUCUUCUAGAAAAUUCAUGCCGCAUAUCUUUGCCUUUAAUCUUGUUA